AUGAUCUCCCAGCCCACCCUGCGAUUACAAGGCCGCGCCCUCUCUGUGGGCAUCACCGUUGCCUGCGGACUGGCAUUCAUGCUGUUCGGAUACGACCAGGGGGUCUUUGGUGGCAUCCUGUCAAACCCGGCGUUCCAGGAACAGUUCGACCAUCCGGAUGCCACCAUUGAGGGACAGAUCGUGUCAUCGUACGUGCUCGGAUGCAUUAUCGGGGCCUUCACAUCCAUGUUUCUCGGCGACCGCCUAGGCAGACGCAAGUCAAUCAGCGUUGCCUGUACAUUCCUCACAGCCGGGGGCGUCCUCCAAGCAACUGCGUUUACGCUGCCCCAUAUGAUCGUUGGCCGCAUUCUGUCCGGCAUCGGGGUUGGCAUGAAUACAACCACAGUCCCAAUGUGGCAGAGCGAGACCUGCGAGCCAAAGCGCCGAGGCAUACUCAUGUCCAUCCAACUUACCAUGCUUGUCUUUGGCUUCGUCGUUGCCAACUGGCUCAACUUCGGCUUCACCUAUAUCCCCGAUCAGCCCGUUGCCUGGCGCUUCCCGCUUGCGUUUCAAUCGGUGCUAGCAAUCCUCACGCUUGUCACUGUGCCCUUUAUGGUUGAAUCUCCUCGCUGGCUGUGUCUACGCGGGCGUGAUGAGGAAGCCUGCGAUGUGCUGGCUCGCCUUGCAGUCAAGCCCUCGACAGACUCUGGCAUCGUGCAAGAGCUCCAGACCAUCCAGCAGAUGAUAAGCCACGAGACCGAGUCGCAGGGCUCCGGAUGGCGACAGAUCUUCACCAACGGUCCACAGCAAAACUUCCGUCGAAUCGCAUUAGGAGCAGGCGCCAAUUUCAUGCAGCAGUUCGGGGGCAUCAACGUGGUCGCGUACUAUCUCCCGGUUGUUCUCAAGCGGUCGUUCGGAUUCAGCGACCGCUUGUCGCUCGUCUUGUCGGCUGUGGACUCUAUGCAGUGGAUGUUCUGGGCGGGGAUGGCGUCGUUUGUGAUUGACAGGGUUGGGCGCCGACGACUGCUGAUCUUUGGCUCUGCAGGGCAGUCUCUCUGUUUUGUCAUGGCGGCAAUUGGGCUGGCGAUUGAUACAACGCCUAUGAAUGGUGUUGCGGUUGCUUUCAUCUUCCUCUACUACUUCUUUUUCGGCCUGUCUUUUCUUGUCAUUCCAUUUAUGUAUCCGUCCGAGAUUAAUUCCCAUCGCACGCGGAAUCUGGGAAGCGCGAUUGCCAUGGUCACCAAUUGGCUUGGUGUUUACGUGAUUGUCUCUGUGACUCCUACAGCCAUUGACAGCAUUGGCUGGAAAUUCUAUCUCGUAUUUGCCGUCACUAAUUUCGUUUUCUGUCCCAUCUGCUGGCUGUUUUACGUCGAGACAUCGGGCCUGUCUCUGGAAGAAGUGGAUAGGCUCUUCGAGAUCAAAUACCACGGGGGCAAGAACAUGACCUACCACACCGCCGCUGAAAUGGCAAAGGAGGUUGUGAAUGUGGAGACCACCGAGCAUUUGGAGAGGGUGGAUACUGCAUAG
This is a messenger RNA of Aspergillus puulaauensis, 1506 nucleotides long. Its product is annotated as sugar porter family MFS transporter. NCBI's taxonomy places the organism in Eukaryota, Fungi, Ascomycota, Eurotiomycetes, Eurotiales, Aspergillaceae. The record is from RefSeq and is a predicted model, not a curated record. Bases 1 to 1506 code for a protein of 501 amino acids. Gene Ontology annotation, biological process: transmembrane transport; carbohydrate transport. Gene Ontology annotation, molecular function: carbohydrate:proton symporter activity. Gene Ontology annotation, cellular component: membrane. The transcript is spliced from 3 exons.